Diaporthe citri is the source of this 1485-nucleotide messenger RNA. RefSeq lists its product as uncharacterized. The transcript has 5 exons. Gene Ontology annotation, cellular component: membrane. Gene Ontology annotation, molecular function: transmembrane transporter activity. NCBI's taxonomy places the organism in Eukaryota, Fungi, Ascomycota, Sordariomycetes, Diaporthales, Diaporthaceae. The record is from RefSeq and is a predicted model, not a curated record. Gene Ontology annotation, biological process: transmembrane transport. The coding region runs from base 1 to 1485 and encodes 494 amino acids.
AUGAAGCCCUCUUCCCUGACGGAUGUCGACGUCGACAACGACGUCGACAAGCCCUCGGACGCCGUCAUCGAGGACUCCCGCCUGCACCACGAGCACCACGCCCGCAUGACCAAGAGUAUCCUCUUCAAGACAGACACACGCGUCCUGCCCAUUCUCGCCCUGCUGUUCCUGUGCUCCUUCCUGGACAGGACAAAUGUCGGCAACGCAAAGAUCAUCGGCCUCGAGGAGGACCUCGGCAUCUCUAACCUGCAGUACAACCAGGGCCUGGCCGUCUUCUAUGCCACCUAUAUUGCGAGCGAGCUUCCCUCCAACCUGAUUUUAAAGCGCCUGACCCCCCGCGUCUGGCUGGCCUCCCUGGCCUGCGCCUGGGGGACGGUGACCAUGUGCCUGGGCUUUGUGCGCAACUUCGGCUCCUUCGUCGCCGUCCGCGCCAUCCUGGGUGCGACAGAGGGCGGCCUGCUGCCGGGUAUGGUGCUGUACCUCUCAGGACUAUACACGCGCGGCGAGAUGGCCCUGCGCAUCGGUAUCUUCUACACCGCCGCCUCGUUGUCCGGCGCAUUUGGCGGCCUGCUCGCCCGUGGGCUGUCCGCCAUUGGGCCACGCGGAGGUCUUGAGGGUUGGCGGUGGAUCUUUAUCAUCGAGGGAUUGCUCACCGUUGUGUGUGGUGCUAUCUCGUACUUCUUCCUUGCUAGUAACCUGCACACGGCGUCUUUUCUCACCCCGGAGGAGCGCGAGUUCGCUGCGAAGCGACUGUCGGGGGAGGUUUCCAAUGGGGAGAGGUUCAACGUGAAUCUCGAAAGGGAAGAGAAGUUCAGGUGGUCCGAGGUCAAGAGGGGCGUCUUCAAUAUCCAGCUCUGGCUCACUGCCACUGCUUACUUUGCCAUCCUCUCGGGGCUGUACUCCUUCGGUCUAUUCCUACCGACUAUCAUCAACGACAUGCACAUCACUUCCGACCCAAACCAGACCCAGCUUUGGUCCGUCAUCCCCUAUGCGGUCGCCACACCCGUAACAGUCUUCAUCGCCUUCCUCUCCGACCGCCUUAAGCUGCGCGGAACGAUUAUGCUCUUUACCCUCCCGAUUGCCAUUGCUGGCUACGCCGUCAUCGCCAAUGUCGCCUCAGCCCACGUCCGCUUCGGCAUGACCUGCCUCAUGGCCAUCGGCAUGUAUGCUAGUGUCCCCUGCGUGUUGGUCUGGAACUCGAACAACUCAGCUGGCCACUACAAGCGCGCCACAACGUCCGCCCUGCAGCUUGCCAUCGCCAACGCUGGGGGUUUUGUUGCGACUUUCAUAUACCCAAAGGAACAGGGCCCGCUGUACCACGAAGGGCACUCAGUGAUUCUCGGGCUGUUGUGCUACGCCUGGGUCGCUGUGCUGGCGAACGUGUUGUACUGCAGGAAGGUGAACAGGGACAAGCAGGCCGGCAAGUACGCCGAGUUCGAGGGGAGCGGCGAUGAUCGGGACCCGCGGUUUGUUAUGAUAUUGUAA